AAAUCCAAACCCAGAAAAAAUCACCCUUAUUUCCUUGUUCUCUCUCUCUCUCUCUCUCUCUCUCUCUCAUUCAUUUUCCUCAAUUUCUCUCUCUCACACCCUCGUCGGGAUCGCUUUCGAUUUUCCGGCGAGAAACUGCGUCGUCGCACUCGCAUAAUCAUUGACUGGAUCGAUGAAUUUUCCCAUCGAGGUAAGGGUCUCUUGAAUUCUUGCUUUGGUAUGCGGAAUCUGUGGCAUUCGGAUUGUUUUUGCUUCAGAUCUGGGCUUUAGGGUUUGGUAAUUUGGGGGGUUUUUGGUAGAUGGAACCGGGCAUGAGAUCAGGUAAUUCUGGGGCUGUGGUGAAGAAUAGAAACUCCUCUGGUUGUUUAAUUGUUCGAAAGAAAGGGGAUGGGUUGGGUGGUGCUGCUGCUGCCACUGCUGCUGGGGUUGGUUCUUCCAACUCUCGGAAGCUCUAUGAAUCCAUGAAAAGGCCUAACAUCAACAACGUGCCCUUUACUGAUUCUGAAUCAAGCGAUGAGUUGUCAUUGCCGAUGCCGAAGCGCCAUGUUAGAAGGCUUGGCCCUGAGACUAUUAGGGUCGGUAAUAGUGGUAUGAUAGGUAGGAGUGAAGUUAUUAGCAAGAGGGGUAGAAUGGAACAACAAGUUAGGGGCAAUGGGGAAGGUAUGAUUGCGGAGGAUGGCUUGGACUGGAGGGAGAGGAAACGUGGUAGAUUGGAUAUGAAUGUGAGUGAUUACGGUGAACAUGAAGGUAUGGAUGUGGAGAAAAUGAGAAGGAGGCGUUAUGAGGAUAGUGGAGUUGGUUUCGCAGGAGGAAGGUUUAUGCCGCAUUCUGCUAGAGGUGGUGUUGACAGGGAGUUUGAAACUGGGUCAAGCAGACACAUAGCUGAUAUGAGAAGGAGCUUGUAUUAUGACAGACCGAGUCCGAGCGGCGUAUAUCCGGGGGAUAAUGUUGAUCACAAUAGGUUUCAGAUGAACCGGGAUGGAACUCAUCUGCCUCAACCCUUGAUGAGGGAGAGGUUUAAUUCAGAUAAACCCAUUCGGAUUCAGGGGAAAAAUGGUGUUUUGAAGGUAAUGGUUAAUAGGAAGAAGGUGGGUAUGCCAUUAGAACACUAUGAUAUUCGCAAACCAGUGGAUAGCAAUCAAAGGUUUGAUCUUAGCAGACCAGUGGACAGCAAGCAAAGGUUGAAGACUGAAGGGACUCCGAGGAGGAAUGUUCUGAGUCAUCCUUCGUCAUACUCGGAGGCAAAACCUGUUGAGAAACCAGCAUUACUUGGCAGGCCUGAGAAGAAACAGAUAGCAUCAAGAAAAUCAUUAUCAAUUAAGGACACUAAGCAUGAUCGGUGGGAUUCAGAUAACAGUGACAGAUCGUUGAAUCCAGGAAUGGUAAAUGCUGAAGCUCACAGGCCUGCAAAGAGGAUAAUCUCUGAGAUUGAGCAGACUCCUGUGCAUGAAAAUGUCCCAACUACAACAACAAAAGACGGAAAAAUCAAGCGUGGUAGUGGCACGGAAAAACAGAAACUGCGAGAAAAAAUAAGGGAGAUGCUGCUGAAUGCAGGUUGGACCAUAGACUAUCGACCUCGAAGAAAUAGGGACUAUCUGGAUGCAGUUUACAUUAAUUCAUCAGGUACUGCCUAUUGGUCUAUCAUCAAGGCCUAUGAGGCACUUCUAAAGCAAACUGGUGAUGGUGUUAAUGAGGCCAAGCCCACAGGGGAUAGUUCUUCUUUUGCUCCUAUUGCAGAUGACGUGCUUAGUCAGUUGACAAGGAAAACUAGGAAGAAAAUGGAGAAAGAAUUAAAGAUGAAGAAAAAGAAAAAAUAUGAUUGUAAAAGUGAUGGUGAAAAAGAGCCUCACAUAAGAAGAUCCACCAGCAAGAAGCAUGAUAUGAACAGCAUGGAUAGUGAUAGCAAUGAGGAGAAAUUAAGCUCCUUUAUAAAGCAGCAGCAGGGAAGUAAGUCAAUGAAAAAUAAAUUGAUUGAAAAUACCAUUGUCAGUGCUAGCUCUAAAAGCCAGAACGCAACUGAUCACUCAAACGAUGGGAUGGAAAAACCAUUGGCUGGAUGUAGUCCUCAUCUUCUAAAUGGACAACAGAGUAGAAAAGAUGGAAGAUGUGCCUUGUUAGCUCGUAGUUCUAACGAGGGAUUAAAUUCAGAAUCUGAUGGAUUUAUCCCAUAUACGGGUAAACGGACAGUGCUUUCCUGGUUGAUUGACUCCGGGACUGUAGAGUUAAGAAAAAAGGUUCAAUACCGGAGACGGAAAAAAGUGCUGCUGGAGGGGUGGAUCACAAGAGACGGCAUUCAUUGUGGCUGCUGUAGUAAGAUCCUCACAGUUUCAAAGUUUGAGCUUCAUGCAGGAAGCAAAUUGCGGCAGCCAUAUCAAAAUAUAUUUUUGGAAUCUGGAGUUUCUCUUUUACAAUGCCAGAUAGAUGCAUGGAAUAAGCAAGACAAUUCUGGGAAAAUUGGUUUCAAUUCAGUGAAUACCAAUGGUGAUGAUUCAGAUGAUGAUACUUGUGGAAAAUGUGGAGAUGGAGGUGAUUUAAUCUGCUGUGAUGGCUGUCCAUCAACAUUUCAUCAGAGCUGCCUGGAUAUACAGAUGCUUCCUCCAGGUGAAUGGCAUUGUCCAAAUUGUACCUGUAAAUUUUGUGGAAUUUCCUCUGGAGCUUCGAAAAAAGAAGUUGAUACACCUGUGCAUGUUCUAAAUACGUGCAGCUUGUGUGAGAAAAAAUACCAUUCCUCUUGUACUACGGAGAUGGAUGUCCUUCCUGAUAACUUCAAUACAUCCGGCCUUUCUUUCUGUGGGAAAGAGUGCAAAGAGCUUUUUGAGCACUUGAAGAAGUUCCUUGGUACCAAGCAUGAACUAGAAGCAGGCUUUUCCUGGUCUCUUAUUCAUAGAACGGAUGGAGACUCAGAUGUGGGUAUUACGGGAAUAACCCAAAGGGUGGAAUGCAAUUCCAAGCUAGCUAUUGCACUGACUGUGAUGGACGAAUGCUUUUUACCUGUUAUUGAUCGAAGGAGUGGGAUCAAUUUAAUCCACAACGUUUUAUAUAAUAGUGGAUCAAACUUCAGUCGGUUGAAUUAUCGUGGAUUUUACACUGCUAUUUUGGAGCGUGGGGAUGAAAUCAUUUCUGCAGCAUCUAUCAGGUUCCAUGGAACUAAGUUAGCAGAGAUGCCAUUUAUUGGGACUCGCCAAAUGUAUAGGCGCCAGGGGAUGUGCCGCCGGCUUUUUUCUGCAAUUGAAUUGGUUCUUUGCUCUUUGAAGGUUGAAAAACUGGUUGUUCCAGCAAUUACUGAAUUCCUGCAUACAUGGACUACAGUUUUUGGCUUCACACAUCUGGAGGAGUCACUCAGGAAAGAAAUUAAGUCAUUGAAUAUGUUGGUCUUCCCUGGUAUAGAUAUGUUACAGAAGCUGUUAGUGGAGCAGGGAAAAUAUGAGAGGAAUACAACAGCAGCAGGUUUGGAGAAAAUGAGAAAUGAAGACGAUGUUUUUAUCAAGACCAAAAUGUCAAACAAGUCAGAUAUGGAUUCCUUAGCUCUUGAUGAUCCUCAUGGAAGUGAUGAUGCUAGUUCAGAUCCCGACGAUGAGAUGGAUGAUGAAUACAGUGAUGCUUCUCUAGAACUAAAUAACCAGGUUCCGGUUGACAGAACUUUGUAUCCCAAAUCUCAUUCUGAGGAAAGGUUAUCUGAUUCAGUCUCAGAUAAAUGUGUUUCUCCCAAGACCAGUGAUGGUGCGCCUGAAAUGAAAAACAAAGUAGUGAUGGCUCCUUCUGUACAUGAUCUGAAUCCUUCUUCCAAAUAUCAAUCCAAAUCUCAUUCUGAGGAAAGGUUAUCUCAUUCAGUUUCAGAUAAAUGUGUUUCUCCCAAGACCAGUGAUGGUGCACCUGAAAUGAAAAACAAAAUAGUGAUGCCUCCUUCUGUACAUGAUCUGAAUCCUUCUUCCAAAUCUCAUUCUGAAGAAAGGUUAUCUGAUUCAGUUUCAGAUAAAUGUGUUUCUCCUAAGACCACUGAUGGUGCGCCAGAAAUGAAAAACCAAAUCGUGUUGACUCAUUCUGCUCAUAAACUGAAUCCUUCUUCUUCCAAAUGUCAAUCCAAAUCUCAUUCUGAAGAAAGGUUAUCUGAUUCAGUUUCAGAUAAAUGUGUUUCUCCCAAGACCAGUGAUGGUGGGCCAGAAAUGAAAAAGCAAAUAGUGUUGGCUCCUUCUGUUCAUAAACUGAAUCCUUCUUCUUCCAAAUGUCAAUCCAAUUCUCAUUCUGAAGAAAGGUUAUCUGAUUCGGUUUCAGAUAAAUGUGUUUCUCCUAAGUUCAGUGAUGGUGUGCCAGAAAUGAAAAACCAAAUAGUGAUGGCUCCUUCUGCUCAUAAACUGAAUUCUCUUUCUUCCAAAUCUCAUUCUGAAGAAAGGUCAUCUGAUUCAGUUUCAAAUAAAUGUGUUUCUCCUGACACCAGUGAUGGUAUACCAGAAAUGAAAAACCAAAUAGUGAGGGCUCCUUCUGUUCAUAAACUGAAUCCUUCUUCUUCCAAAUCUCAUUCUGAAGAGAGGUCGUCUGAUUCAGUUUCAGAUAAACGUGUUUCUCCUAAGACCAGUGAUGGUGCACCAGAAAUGAAAAAACAAAUAGUGAUGGCUCCUUCUGUUCAUGCACUGAAUCCUUCUUCUUCCAAAUCUCAUUCUGAAGAGAGGUCGUCUGAUUCAGUUUCAGAUAAAUGUGUUUCUCCUGAGACCAGUGAUGGUGCACCAGAAAUGAAUAACCAAAUAGUGAUGGCUCCUUCUGUUCAUGCACUGAAUCCUUGUUCUUCCAAAUCUCAUUCUGAAGAGAGGUCGUCUGAUUCAGUUUCAGAUAAAUGUGUUUCUCCUAAGACCAGUGAUGGUGCACCAGAAAUGAAAAACCAAAUAGUGAUGGCUCCUUCUGUUCAUGCACUGAAUCCUUCUUCUUCCAAAUGUCAGUCCAUUUCUCUGAAUGACACUUCUGUGAGCAGUCAACCAUUGGAUGUUCCCAAAUGCCAUGAAGUUCAAGCUUUGACUCAGGAAACUGCUUGUUCUGAUCCAUGUUCAUUGGAAGUCCGGGACAGUAAAUGUCACUCAUUCACUGGUAUGAAUUGUGAUUCGUCAGAGCUCGACAUAAAUCGAGCGUUGGAUUCUCAAGUGGCAGACGAUAAUCAUGCUUCUAAAGAUGUUAAUAUGACUGAUGCCAAUGAGGUUCUUGAAGCUGUUCCUUCAGGGAAUUGAUCUGAAGAGAAUAGUACCAAGGAGAACACUCAUAAUGUAGAUUCCUACUAUUCUGAUCUCAAUCGUGUAGAUGACAGUUUGUUGCAAUUAAGAUCUUAUUUCAACUGUCCGCAGUUGGAAAGUUGAACACAGGAGUUGGUGAAAUUAAUUUGAUGAGAAUGGUGUUAGUGCUUCCUGUGUUUAUUCCAAGACUGAUCCAGUCUGACAGAAUGUUCCAGUCUGCGUUAUUGCUGAUGAUGCCCUCAAUAGUUCUCUUUCCAGAACUUCAAUGCCUUGUUUACAAACCAAUUUUCAAGGCUUUGGUGCUUGUGUUUCAUGCUUUGAUCUGGAUUGUAGGAAUAAAUUCUAUUGAUUUCAAGGGAAAUAUUGUUUGCUCCCUUGUGUUAUCAAUUAGUGUAAAAUUUUCAAGGUUCUAUGUAGUUAACUUCAUUUUAUGUGAAUGUUUCUUCUGUCUUGAAGAUAUAAUGGCAUCCAACACUAGAUCAUGUAACUAAGAGUCAGUCUGCUGAUGCAUCCUUUGAGUUACUUUAUGUGGUUUUGCACCUCUUUAUAUUUGAAUCAGGUAGAGUGGGUUUUGUUUCA
This is a messenger RNA of Lotus japonicus, 5795 nucleotides long. RefSeq lists its product as uncharacterized. Gene Ontology annotation, biological process: negative regulation of DNA-templated transcription. Gene Ontology annotation, molecular function: transcription corepressor activity. Bases 300 to 5213 code for a protein of 1637 amino acids. The transcript has 8 exons. Lineage: Eukaryota; Viridiplantae; Streptophyta; Magnoliopsida; Fabales; Fabaceae. The record is from RefSeq and is a predicted model, not a curated record.